GUCUACAGAGCCGGAGUUGGGAGAAGAAGACACUGCGCUGAACAGAGCGGGGUAGCGGCGGUGUGUGGCGGAAUUAUCCCUGGAAAAAAAAGCAUCUUAUCCGAACAAAAGAACCCCCAUGUCCAGUCUGUUGAUCUUUUUUUCCUUUGAAUCCAGUGAGCAGUGGACAUCUUAAACCUGGUGUGACUAGACAGCUGUUCGCCCUCCACCCGGUGUGACCAGGAUCCAAGGUGACUUUCAAGUUAAAAACUCCAAUCAGAAAACAAGCAUCAAGAAGAGUCCUGCCCCUGCCCACUCUCCCCUGCUGCUAACCCCAGCAUGGCAGACAGCCGACAGCCAGAAGAUGGCACCCCCCAGUGGAGCCCAUCAGCAGGGCAGGAGGCACCCAGUCCCCUCGGAGCUAAUGGAUACUCCUCCUCCUUCAGAACGUGUCAGACUGCGCCCAUCAUGAGCAGUGGUCCAUACGCAGCUCGAGAGAAUGGCUUCAAUGGGGAUCUAACUGGGGCCCAUGCCAUUACAGCAGAGCAAGUAUCAGCGAGGAUUGUGCAGGAGGUGACUGCUGAGGCUGUGGCUGUGCUCAAAGGGGAACAGGAAAGUCAAAGGCUGCCAUCAGUUGAAGACACCACAAAUUUGCCUCCGUCCCCUCCCCCCUCACCUGCUGCAGAACACUUUGGACCACUGGAGCAAGAUGUAGGGGAUGAGGAGGAGGCAGGCCCUCUCAGACGCUUCCAAAAUUCUCGGGAGAGGUGCAAGUUCCUCGCCCCCUCCAUCUCAGUGUCCGUGCCCGAGGACGACCCCUACCACUCCGACGAGGAGUACUAUGAGCACCCCUUGUUCAGCCCAGAGUGGACGCACUCGGGCUCUCGCCCCACUGGGCAGGCCGUGGCCUUUAGACAGAUUGAAGAAGAGACCAUGGAGGCUCUCACAGCUGAGUACGAGGAGGAGGAGGUGGAAGAGGACAGUGCAGAGGCUGCUCUUGAUGAGCAGUGGAGCGGGGACGAGCCUGAGCCGGACAGCCCCCAGCCCGAGCCCUUAGAGCAGGCACAGGCCUCAGGCCAGGCCCAGGACGAACAUGAGGCAGCAGCUAGUGCUGCUUCAGACAGCUCCAGGAGCUUAGAGGAGGAGGAGGAGGAGGCAGAGGGCGAGGAGAGCCUAGACACAGCCUUGAAGAUGGAGACAGAUAAACAAGUUGAUGAGAAAAGCGGUUCCAUAAGUCCUGACAGCAUUGGAUCUGAGAAACGUCCAGAUGAACCGUUUGAACCACCUGUUAUGCAGGAGUUUUUUGCCGGUGAACGAAUUGUACCAGAGAGCCCUACAAUGGACAUGCCCGCUUUUGUAACCCCGAAUGUGUCUAACAAAGCCAAAGAAUGUGUCCGGUCCUUCACUCUUCAGCCUACAUAUGGAGAACCAAUCACGGUGACUGAAAAGCAACCAUCAGUAGAAGUGGUGGAGUUUACAAGCAUUGCGGAACCUUCGGAUUUCUCGUCCAUGUCUGCCAAAGUUGAAGGGGGUGAUGCAAAGGAUAGGUCUGGGAUGUCUGCUUAUUUUGAAACAUCAGCCGUAGAUGAAGACCAGCCCUCUCAAUAUAAAGGUGAGGGCUACUAUGAACUAAGUAGAUCUGGAGAUGAGAAUGUUGAAACCAAGGCUCCGGAAAUUAGCUACAGCACCCUUGGUGAAACUGAUAAGACUGAAACAAUGAAAGAAGAUGCAAAAAUAUUAGUGCCUGAUAGGAGUAACGAAUGUCGACUUUCUCCUGGUAAACUGGCCUUAGAGCAGAGGAGCUAUUCACUAAAUAUCACUAUUGGUGCAAUGGAUCCAAACAAACCUAGAAACUUCUCUCCUUUAGCAUCUGAUAUUCUGUCUUAUACAAGCGGUAGUCUGGAUGAAUCGGCAGACUAUCUUCCAGUCACUACUCCAGUCGUAGAAAAGGCACCAACAUUUCCACCCCUCAUUAUGGAAACCACUUGUUCUAUUACUGAGUCUUCAUCACCACCAAAAAAUAUCGCUCCUGACUCAAAAUCCAGCUCUGAGCCAGAGUCCCCACAAUCACCAGAACCAAUCAAGACCCCUCCCAAAAAUGGUGGAGUUAUGGCGCAAGAUUUGCCCGAAAUGUUAGACCUGGCAGGUAACCGUUCUAGAGUUGCUUCAGACAGUACUGAACCUGACACGAACAGGAAAAAAUCUUUACAAGGAGAUACCAAUACUUUAGAGGACCCAAUGGCUAGCAUGGGUUCAGGUCAACUAAGUCCUAGAAAGAGUGAUAGUCAGUUGGAAGAGAUGGGAUAUUGUGUUUUUAGUGAAUAUUCAGGGCCAAUGCCAUCACCAGCUGAUGUUUUUAGCCCAAUGGAGAAUUCAGGGCAAUUUAGCCCGACUGUGCUGGAGGAGAAAAUGAGCGAACAAGCAAGGAAAUUAGCAGUUAGAGAUGCGUCUUUAGAAGAUAAGGGACAACCUACUGAGAGUGGUGAUUCCUCUGAAGCCGAAGACAAGAAGGAAAGAAAGGACUCUAGCCAAGAUCAAGUUAAAGGUGAUACUUCUGAUACACUUUUACCGGAAAAACAAACAGAGGCCUUUGUAACGCCAACAGUAACUGUAACUCUCGAAGAAGGUGGUAGAACUGAAAGCGAAAGUGAACGACAGGCUAGCCGCGAAGGAUCGGUUUCAGAAACCGAAAUUGCUGAUUACGAAAGGCAGAUACGCAAAUUGGAAAUGGAGGAUCGGCCCUUGAGUGUGGAGGAGGAGAGAGAGCUACAAGAGCUACGAGAAAAAGUGAAAUUAGUCCAUCAAGAAGCAUAUGAAGAAAUAGAUGCUGAAGAUGUUUACCAGCUAACAGGAGCGGCCAAGGAUCGCAUCGCAAGGCCAGUCAAAACUUCACCAGCAUCGUCUGUAGAAAGCAACAUUGAUGAUGACAAACUACUAUCUCCCGUGUUGUCUCCGUCUAAAAUGAAGCAAAAGGAAUUGUAUGGGUCGCCCAAGAGAUCACCUUCUCCCACAAAAGAGGAUAAGGAGGAGACUGAACGCAAGCUUAAAGAGGAAAGAGAGAGGGAAGAGAUGGAAAGGAAGUUAAAGGAAGAAGAAAAUAGGCUGAAAGAGGAAGAAGAGAGGAAAUUGAGAGAGGAGAGAGAGAGGGAAGAGAGGGAAAAACUCGAAGCGGAGAGGAAGUUACAGGAGGAGAGAGAGAGAGAGGAGAAGGAAAAGUUAGAGAGAGAGAACAAAGAAAGACAGGAACUGGAGUUAAGAGAAAAAGCUGAGCGAGAGAAGAGAGAACAAGAGGAGAGAGAAGAGAAAGAGAGGGAGGAGAGAGAGAGGAGGGAACAGGAGGAGAGAGAAAGGAAAGAGAAAGAGGAGAAAGAGAAGAAAGAGCAGGAGGAAAGAGAAAGACAAGAGAAGGAAGAGAGAGAGAAAAAAGAGAGGGAGGAGAGAGAGAAAAAAGAGAAGGAAGAGAGAGAGAAAAAAGAAAAGGAAGAGAAAGAGAAAAAAGAAAAGGAAGAGAAAGAACGGAUGGAAAAGGAGGAACAAGAAAGACUGGCCAAAGAGUUACAGCAAAAGCAGGAAGAAGAGUUGAAAGAGAAAGACAAAUUGGCCCAAAUGGAGAAGGAGGAAGUUGAGAAAGCCAGACAAGCCGAAACACACGCUGCCAUUGAGUCAGUUGUGACCGUAGAAGAUGAUUUUAUCACUGUGGUACAGACUAUCGAUGAAGCAGAGGAGCCGGGCCACAGUGUCCGGUUCUCAGCUCCCAUAGAGGCUGAAACUCUGGGGGUGGGGGUCCAUAAAGAGCAGGAAGAGGAGGAGGAGGAGGAAGAGGAGGUGGAGAUGGCCCAAGAGGCAGAAAUGGAGGGCGGUAGCAUGGAGGAGGUCUGUGAGGUGCCAGAGACCCCAGCUAGUCCCGAAAAGGAGACAAUGGAGACAGAAGAGCCCACAGAGAGUUAUGACAGAGAUGAGACCACAAUGGAUGACUCAAUACUGGACAGCUCCUGGGUGGAUACUCAAGAUGAUGAUAAAAGCCUGGCCACUGAGCAGAUUGAGCCUCUGCCUAAAGUUCAGACUCCAGUCAAACAGACUGCAGUGAUCCAGAAGAAACCAUCACUGGAGAAGAAGACAGAGAAACAAGUCAAACCCAAAACUAAGACCAUGAGACCCAAAGGCCGCAUCUCCACGCCCGAACGCAAGCCUGUGCGCAAGGAACCCACCUAUGUCCCGAGAGAGGAGGUCAAGAAGAAGAAAGCACUUCUAAAGAAGACAGAGAUGACUAAAAAAGCUGAAGUUCAGACUCAUUCCCCCUCCCGGCGGACUCCACUGAAGGGGGCUGUGCGUCAGACCCGCCCUGUUCAGCAUCACUCGUGUCCCAGGAGGAGAACAACAGAAACGUUACCAGACGGACGCCAACCUCUUAGUGUUGCCAGACAGUCACGAGACAGAGCAUCGUGCCAUGGUUCACCACUAACAAAGAUCCCCACCUCCAUAUCCAGACCAGCUGCCUCUUUAGAUAAAGCAACCUCAACAAAACCUUACCUAUUUUUAUACAACCUCGUAGUCAAGGAUGGAGGGUCUCGAAGCCCCAUCCGGAGGUAUGCCCGCCCCACAGCCACAUGGAGUCGCCGCGUUCACCAGGAUCAUGAGGAGAGUUCCACCUCCAUUACCAGCUCUGGCUCCACUGCUCCGCGUAGACCUACAUCCUUUCGGACUGAAAUGAGAGCAGAGUUCAGGACUGGACGGGCGCCUAUGACAGUCACACAGACAAUGCGCUCCCGUUCAGCCCGAAGUGGCCACUCCACACCGCGGACCCCUGGCUCAGCAGCCGUGACCCCGGGUACUCCUCCCAGCUAUUCCUCCUCCUCCAGGACCCCCGGGACCCCUCGCUCGCUCAGCCUCAUCUCCCAGGAGAGGAAGGUGGCUGUGGUCCGCACUCCACCCAAAUCCCCCGCUACAACACCUAAACAGCUCCGGAUCAUCAGUGAACCGCUGCCCGACUACAAAAACGUCAAGUCCAAGAUUGGGUCCACAGAGAAUAUAAAGUACCAGCCUAAAGGAGGACAGGUGCAGAUACAGAAUAAGAAGAUUGACUUGAGUCAUGUGACCUCCAAGUGUGGCUCUCUAGACAACAUCCAUCAUCGACCAGGGGGUGGUAAUGUACGUAUAGAAAGUGUGAAGUUGGACUUCAAAGACAAGGCCCAAGCCAAGGUGGGUUCCCUGGAAAAUGCCCAUCACACUCCAGGUGGAGGCCGAGUGCUGAUUGAGAGUCACAGGCUGAUGUUCCGGGACCAGGCCCGGGCCCGAGUGGACCAUGGGGCCGACAUCGUGGUCCAGUCUCCGCGACGCUCCGGCUCCAUGUCCCCCAGCCGCCUCCGGGACCUGUCCUCUUCCGGCAGCCUCAACUUCAGCGAGUCCCCACAGCUCUCCACCCUGGCCAAGGACGUCACUGAAGCUCUGGCCAAACAGGGCUUGUGAACGCGCCGCCCCCAUCGAACUUUUCUGAUUUCUCCUGCCACCAUCGGGCCAACACUACUCCUGUAUCCAAACCACAGCCUCUAACCAUCAACAUCCACACAAAACAGUAGAGACUUAAUUUAGGAGCUUACAGUAUUUCUUGUCUAUUUUGAACCUGGAUAUGUGCGAUUUCUAAUUUAAUGGCCUCCUCUUUUGGACAAUGGUAUAAUAGAAGUUUUGAAGAUUGAUUGAUUGAUAUUACCAGAUAUUUGCUUGGUUCUGCUACGUGUUUUGAAGAAGCCACACUUUUAUUUUUCUUGAAGUAGAAAGUAAAGUGGCCCUUACUCCAUGCAGCACGUAUGGUUCUUGCUCAGUAAAUGUGCAUGGACUCCAAAUCCCUUGUUGACACACCAAGCAUCUUUACUGCAACUCAUUCAAGUCAUCUUCUAUCCAAUAUUACUAAUAUAUACAGAGUUAAAAUACCUUGCCAUCUACAUGUCUUUGAAAAACAUUUCAAAAGGAAAUCACAAUAUGGCUAUACCGUAAAACCUGUAAAAUUGCAUUAUUACUGCAAGAACUAGGUUAUGUUAAGACGCAUGUAUUAAUUCUAAUAUUAAAAAGAGGCUAUUUUGUAUUUAAAGAAAAAACAAACAAGGGUUUUAGUAAUUUACUUCCUCACAUAUUGAGUAACAAUGAUACAACUUCAUGUUUUGUAGUUAUUAGUUGUUUACAGUGUAACGCUUGGUGACAGACAGCUGGUGUUGAAUGCAGUCCUGGUAAAGUUUUAGAGAUCAGUGGUUCUCAAACUAGAACUGAGAAACAUCUGGAUUUGAAAAACAGAAUUUCAUUUUCUACUGGAUUAAUUCCUAAUUUUGUCCUACUGAUGUAAACCUGAUUGGUCGUCUAGAGUUUUGUCCUGGUUUAAACAAGUUGUGAGCAGAUUCGUUGAAGUGAUGCUAAGCCCUCCUUGUUCCUCUGUAGGUUCCAUUAAGUUCAUUUGCUGGUAAAAUAUUUUGAGUAAACUGUUUGAGAACCACUGCUCUGUGUAUGUGCCUGUCCACAGAAGACAUUGUCAGAUAGAACAGUUAGUGCAUAGUUUAGGCUUUAGUAGGUUUAGUUUUUUUUUUUUAUUAGGACUGACUAUUGUUUAAGGGGAAAGCUGCAGUCGGCAACUUGAGAGGACGCAGCUAGUAUGUUUUUGAACAAUGUCUCUGUGUGUGUGUGCGUGUGUGUGAUACAUAUCUUACGUUUCAAGACAGGCGCCAAUGUAUCUGGAUGUUCUGUUGCAAUGUAGGUCAGGAAAGUGGAAAAAAAUAUCGCAAAACUUUAUUUAAAAACACUCUUGAACACUUGUUACAUCUGUUUGGGAAUAAGUGUAUAUGAGUGAUCUAGAUUUUAUCUUUACCAGCAGCAGUGUUUCUCAAACAGGUACCACUGGAGGUAUGCAGGCUUCUUUUAAGUUUUAGUAAGGUUUUGCAUUUGUGAUUACUUUAUUUUUAUA
This is a messenger RNA of Periophthalmus magnuspinnatus, 6925 nucleotides long. RefSeq names its product microtubule-associated protein 2 (gene map2). Gene Ontology annotation, cellular component: neuron projection. Lineage: Eukaryota; Metazoa; Chordata; Actinopteri; Gobiiformes; Gobiidae. Bases 319 to 5445 code for a protein of 1708 amino acids. Gene Ontology annotation, molecular function: microtubule binding. The record is from RefSeq and is a predicted model, not a curated record. Gene Ontology annotation, biological process: microtubule cytoskeleton organization; neuron projection development. The transcript has 20 exons.